CAACUUUCAACAGCACUACCACUCGCACCAAAUUUUUCAACAGCACUUCCAAUCGCACCAAAUCUUUCUACAACAAUACCAAUCGCACCAAAUCUUUUAACAGCACUUCCAACCGCACCAAAUCUUUCAACAGCACUUCCAAUCGCACCAAAUCUUUCAACAGCACUUCCUAUCGCACCAAAUCUUUCAACAGCACUUCCAAUCGCACCAAAUCUUUCAACAGUACUUCCAAUCGCACCAAAUCUUUCAACAGCACUUCCAAUCGCACCAAAUCUUUCAACAGCACUACUAAUCGCACCAAAUCUUUCAACAGCACUACCAAUCGCACCAAAUCUUUCAACAGCACUACCAAUCGCACCAAAUCUUUCAACAGCACUACCAAUCGCACCAAAUCUUUCAACAACACUACCAAUCGCACCAAAUCUUUCAACAGCACUUUCAAUCGCACCAAAUCUUUCAACAGCACUACCAAUCGCACCAAAUCUUUCAACAGCACUACCAAUCGCACCAAAUCUUUCAACAACACUACCAAUCGCACCAAAUCUUUCAACAGCACUUUCAAUCGCACCAAAUCUUUCAACAGCACUACCAAUCGCACCAAAUCUUUCAACAGCACUUCCAAUCGCACCAAAUCUUUCAACAGCACUUUCAAUCGCACCAAAUCUUUCAACAGCACUACCAAUUGCACCAAAUCUUUCAACAGCACUUCCAAUCGCACCAAAUCUUUCAACAGCACUUCCAAUCGCACCAAAUCUUUCAACAGCACUACCAAUCGCACCAAAUCUUUCAACAGCACUACCAAUUGCACCAAAUCUUUCAACAGCACUACCAAUCGCACCAAAUCUUUCAACAGCACUACCAAUCGCACCAAAUCUUUCAACAACACUACCAAUCGCACCAAAUCUUUCAACAGCACUUUCAAUCGCACCAAAUCUUUCAACAGCACUACCAAUCGCACCAAAUCUUUCAACAGCACUUCCAAUCGCCCCAAAUCUUUCAACAGCACUACCAAUCGCACCAAAUCUUUCAACAGCACUUCCAAUCGCAUCAAAUCUUUCAACAGCACUUCCUAUCGCACCAAAUCUUUCAACAGCACUACCAAUCGCACCAAAUCUUUCAACAGCACUUCCAAUCGCACCAAAUCUUUCGACAGCACUACCAAUCGUUUCAAAUCUUUCAACAGCACUAACAAUCGUAUCAAAUUUUUCAACAGCACUUCCGAUCGCAUCAAAUCUUUCAACAGCACUACCAAUCGCACCAAAUCUUUCAACAGCACUACCAAUCGCAUCAAAUCUUUCAACAGCACUACCAAUCGUAUCAAAUCUUUCAACAGCACUUCCAAUCGCACCAAAUCUUUCAACAGCACUACCAAUCGCACCAAAUCUUUCAACAGCACUACCAAUCGCACCAAAUCUUUCAACAGCACUACCAAUCGCACCAAAUUUUUCAACAGCACUUCCAAUCGCACCAAAUCUUUCUACAGCACUACCAAUCGCACCAAAUCUUUCAACAGCACUACCAAUCGCACCAAAUCUUUCAACAGCAAUUCCAAUCGCACCAAAUCUUUCAACAGCACUACCAAUCGUUUCAAAUCUUUCAACAGCACUAACAAUCGUAUCAAAUCUUUCAACAGCACUUCCGAUCGCAUCAAAUCUUUCAACAGCACUACCAAUCGCACCAAAUCUUUCAACAGCACUACCAAUCGUAUCAAAUCUUUCAACAGCACUUCCAAUCGCACCAAAUCUUUCAACAGCACUUCCAAUCGCACCAAAUUUUUCAACAGCACUUCCAAUCGCACCAAAUCUUUCAACAGCACUUCCAAUCGCACCAAAUUUUUCAACAGCACUUCCAAUCGCACCAAAUCUUUCUACAACAAUACCAAUCGCACCAAAUCUUUCAACACCACUUUCAAUCGCACCAAAUCUUUCAACAGCACUUCCAAUCGCACCAAAUCUUUCAACAGCACUUCCAAUCGCACCAAAUCCUUCAACAGCACUACCAAUCGCACCAAAUCUUUCAACAGCACUACCAAUCGCACCAAAUCUUUCAACAGCACUACCAAUCGCACCAAAUCUUUCAACAGCACUUCCAAUCGCAUCAAAUCUUUCAACAGCACUACCAAUCGUUUCAAAUCUUUCAACAGCACUAACAAUUGUAUCAAAUCUUUCAACAGCACUUCCGAUCGCAUCAAAUCUUUCAACAGCACUACCAAUCGCACCAAAUCUUUCAACAGCACUACCAAUCGUAUCAAAUCUUUCAACAGCACUUCCAAUCGCACCAAAUCUUUCAACAGCACUUCCAAUCGCACCAAAUUUUUCAACAGCACUUCCAAUCGCACCAAAUCUUUCAACAGCACUUCCAAUCGCACCAAAUCUUUCAACAGCACUUCCAAUCGCACCAAAUUUUUCAACAGCACUUCCAAUCGCACCAAAUCUUUCUACAACAAUACCAAUCCACCAAAUUUUUCAACACCACUUCCAAUCGCACCAAAUCUUUCAACAGCACUACCAAUCGCACCAAAUCUUUCAACAGCACUUCCAAUCGCACCAAAUUUUUUAAAAGCACUUUAAAUCGCACCAAAUCUUUCAACAGCACUUCCAAUCGCACCAAAUCUUUCAACAGCACUACCAAUCGUUUCAAAUCUUUCAACAGCACUACCAAUCGCACCAAAUCUUUCAACAGCACUUCCAAUCGCACCAAAUCUUUCA
Molecule: messenger RNA, 2708 nt
Organism: Hydra vulgaris (swiftwater hydra)
Lineage: Eukaryota; Metazoa; Cnidaria; Hydrozoa; Anthoathecata; Hydridae
Source: RefSeq, a predicted model, not a curated record